Molecule: messenger RNA, 1311 nt
Organism: Drosophila hydei
Lineage: Eukaryota; Metazoa; Arthropoda; Insecta; Diptera; Drosophilidae
Exons: 5
Coding region: 250-1242 (330 amino acids)
Source: RefSeq, a predicted model, not a curated record
UUUUAGUCAAAUUGGGUAUUAUAACGUGCGCGCGCGGAAGAUAAAAAAAUGAAUUAACCAUGUAGAAUGAUUGUGAAAAUACAGUGCCUAACAUAUAUAUAUGAAGCACUUCUGUUAUUUAAACAGAAACAGCUGUUUUUUUAUCGGAAGCCUAUCGAAUUCUCACAGCCAAAGAGAAAUUGCAGUAUUGCAGUUUAGAUUUGCCUGUUUCGUGCUCGCAAGCAAAAAUAUAUAUGUAUAAUUAAAGCAAUGACUAGCAUAACAAAAGUUCGUCAAAAGUUGGCGAAAACAAAUGAUCCCCUGAUAGCAACUGAUAUGGAAAUCGGUCCCAUAAAAAUUGAGCAGGACUCCAGUUCAGAUGAUGAGAGCAACGAGGAGCCAGAGACGCCGGCGAAGAAAAGUCGAAUAUCCGAACAGCUAGAGCCAAAGACUGAAAAAAUAAAAAAACGUGGUAAAAACUUCUCGCCGGAGGAGGAGCUAACCCUGGUGGAGCUUGUCGAGGAGCGAAACGAUGUGUUGAACAACAAGAAAUCGGAUGCAUUUACGUGGAAGCACAAGGAAGAAGUCUGGGCAGAGCUAACAAAUAAUUUUGUGGCGAAGACCGGAGUCUUACGGGAAUGGCGACAACUGAGAGACAAAUAUCUGCAUAUGAAACGCAGAGCGAAAGUGGAGCUGGCCAAGGAGCGAGCGCACAGUCAGCGCGUGGGAGGGGAGCCCAUUACGCCCAUAGUUUCAACUGUUUCAGAAAAAAUUGUAGCCAUGAUCGGGGAUGCGGCACUGUGCUUGAAAAAAGCCAUGGAGACUGAUGGCUGUCAGCUGGAAAAUGAGCAGAGCUUUGAGGGCGAUGAGGAUAUGAUAUAUAAUUUCGUAGCAGGAGAUCAGGAUACUAAUGAUAUAACCGUAUCGGAGGAUGAUCUGACGAGCACGAGUUCGAAGUGGGCAACGAGUAAUACGGCUAAUACAACCGUACGGCUUCCAGUUCUCAAAAAUAAACUGCCCGAUAAAAUUCCUAGUCACAAAUCAAGUUUGGAUGAGGAGAAAUUAAAGCUGCUGCAGCUACAGCAAGAUUUCUGUAGAUGUGAGAAUGAACGCGCGCAGGAAAAACACGAUAUGGAAAUGCGUGAGAGGCGCAGCAAACUGGAGGACGAGGCUAGAGAACGUAAGCUGCGUAUUGAACUCUUGGAACUCGAAAUAAAACAGAAAAAAGCCAAACAAGAGCAAAACAGACAUAUAUUUAACUAGUUAUAUAUGAAACAAACAAGAAGACUUUAUAUGUGGCUGCACGAAACUGAAAUGUACAUUUAAAUAUAA